AGUUGGACAAUCGCUAGUAGCACAACCAACUGCAGCUCAGUUCCCUCAAGACGCAGAAAGAAGUACUUUUAGUCAACUUCUCUUGUCGUCGCUGUCUCCGCUACACAGAUCUUUUCCCGUUACGUGAUGGCAUCGUCUGCAAUGAUCACCGUCCCCACCACCGCCUCCCGGUUCGCCCUGCUCCAGAUUGACUCAGAUUCGGACUCGGAAGCCUCCGAGCCGGGGAAGUCCAACGCCAAACGCGGGAGGGACUCCUCCGGGAAGUCCAGACAGGGGAAAUCAGGGGCAACGACCGGAUCAGGGGGUAAAGGUGGUCAGGGUGGCGAGAAGAAGAAAGACAAGAAGAAGAAGAAGAAGGAGCAGCAGCAGAGUGAGGCGAACGAGCUGCGUAAUCUGGCCUUCAAGAAGAUUCCCCAGAAGUCCUGUGCCCCUCCGCCCUGCAUGACGCUGUCAGGAAUAGCCACCGAGCUCCUUAGCCCAGCAUCAGUGGACCACAGCUUACCUUCAGAGGGCUGGCAACAGUGGAAACAGAGAGACGAACAGAUAACCACAGAGCUGUAUGAGGCAGAUUUGGAAAAGGCCUUGAUUCUAAGUAAACUGGAGUAUGAGCAACAGAAACAGCAGAGCAACACAAACGUAGCUUCGCCAAAGUCACGAGGAGGAAAAGAGAGUGGCGGGAAGAAGGACAAAAAGAAAAAUCAGCAGGCAAAAGACAAAAAGACAGUUUCUCUGCAGGACUUCCAGGCUGAAGGCUCUGCUGAGCAAUCAAAUAGAAAACAAGAGGAAACCAGAGGGAUAAACUUAGCGCCAGGAAUCGGACAGGAGGAACGGUUUUUCAACAAAGUAGAAGAUGAUGUGAGUCGGAUCAUCCAGAGGGAGAAAAGAUUUGAGCAGUUUGCGAACAGCCCGGGACAAGAAGUCAACACAUCCACAGAACAUGAACCGGACCCCCGGGCAGAACAGCUGAAAUAUGAGCUGGAGAAAAAGGACCAGGAGGUUCAGAAACUGAAAAAGACCAUUUCAGAGUGGGAGGGAAAAUACAAAGAGGUGAAAGCAAGGAAUUCCCAACUUCUUAAGAUGCUCCAACAGGGGGAGAUGAAAGACAAAGCAGAGAUUCUCCUGCAGGUAGAAGAACUAUUGCACAUCAAAGAAGAACUGUCCUCGCAGGUAACAUUAUUACAUGCUGCUCUUGAACAAGAAAGAUCAAAAGUUAAAGGGCUCCAAUCAGAGCAACCCAAACAUCAGGGAAACAAGAAAGGGAAGAAAGGCUCUGAAGUGGAUCAAUGAAGAUUUCUGAAGGAAGAAAAAAAGGACUGGAGGAAUAAAAAAUGAACAGAAAGAAGAAAAAUGAACAAAUUAAAUAGCACUACUGAUUAUUAAGGUUCUCUUUUUGUUUCAUUUUUUUUUAUUUUUCCCCCUUUUAUUUUUAUUUUACUUUUUAUAGUCUGACUGUCAGCUUGCAUGUCCCCUUAAAUACACAGAAUAUACUCCAGAUGUGGCAUGGUGUAUUAAACAACCAAGUGACAUUUAUUUACUGCUUUUGAAAUAAAUUGAGUUCAGCAUCUGUUUGGAAACGGUUGCUCUGCAGAGCCGCGGCAUCUCCAAUGCUCCAAAAGCUGUGUGCCUCUUUUCAUGGGUUCUGAUGCCAAAUUGACAGAUUAAAAUGUAUGUUAAUGGGGGUGGCAGGCUGUUCUCGCUCACUGUGAAGUAAAAUAAAAUACUUUUUCAGUGA
Poeciliopsis prolifica (blackstripe livebearer) is the source of this 1732-nucleotide messenger RNA. RefSeq names its product G kinase anchoring protein 1 (gene gkap1). Gene Ontology annotation, cellular component: Golgi apparatus. The transcript has 12 exons. The coding region runs from base 127 to 1287 and encodes 386 amino acids. NCBI's taxonomy places the organism in Eukaryota, Metazoa, Chordata, Actinopteri, Cyprinodontiformes, Poeciliidae. Gene Ontology annotation, biological process: signal transduction. The record is from RefSeq and is a predicted model, not a curated record.